AUGGGUUACAUGAAAACCACAUACGACUACUUCGACCUCAAAGCCCCCUUCACACCCUUACCCAAAUAUGGCCAUCUCUCCAAAAAGACGCCAGAGUACGAGCAAGCAGAGCCGUCAAUUCGAAAGGCCUACUCAGUUCUUCAUGACCUCCCCGACUUCGCGGCUGUGCGCGCAGUUGCCGGUGAUCCUGAUGCGGUUAUGCCGCCGGGCGGACCUGAUCGAUACAAAGAUGUUGUCACUGAGCUAAUUGAUAUCCCAACUCGUGAUGGGACUGUCAUUGAGCUAAAGGUGUACAAAUCGCCGAAUGUUAAAGAGAAUGCUGUUUUGAUGUACCGGAUGCACGGCGGUGGUUGGUGUCUUGGUCGCCACGAGGUCGAUGGCGUUGACAAUGUCUACGCUGCGACGAAUCCUGAAAUCAUCGUCGUGAGCGUCGACUAUCGCACAGCACCGGAGCAUCCUUUCCCGACACCCAUCAAUGAUUGCUACGAUGGACUUCUUUGGUGUAAAAAGAACUCAGCAAGACUGGGCAUCGACCCUGAAAGGAUUAUCCUCAGUGGUGGCUCAGCCGGAGCUCAGCUUGCCGCUUCACUUGCCCUAGACUGCUUAAGAGACGGCAUUACCGGCGUCAUAGCGCAAGUCCUCCAUUUCCCGCCUACAUGCCACCCCAAGUUCUUCCCCAGGGACAAGUACGAGUAUGGAAGCUACAUUCAAAACUACGACGACGCGGUCCUCGGCGCAAUCAACAUGGAGACUGUCUAUGAUGCUUACACCCCCAACGCAAAGCCUGAUUAUAGGCACUCGCCUCUCCUUGCGGAAUCGUUCAAAGACCUACCUCCCACCUUGAUCCAAUGUGGUGGCGUUGACCCUCUUCGCGACGAUGCUUUUGCGUAUGCAGAAGCUUUGAAGAGUGAUGGUGUUGAGGUUGAGAUUCAUUGCUAUGCUGGGUUACCCCACUGGUUUGCGGCUCUUUUGCCUCAUACCUCCGAGAGUGUUCAGUUCUUUGAGAGGUAUAACGGCUUCCUGGCUAGACAUGUUGGGAAAUAG
Molecule: messenger RNA, 1044 nt
Organism: Fusarium sp. VM40
Lineage: Eukaryota; Fungi; Ascomycota; Sordariomycetes; Hypocreales; Nectriaceae
Source: the annotation of a GenBank genome assembly